AUGGACCAGAAGGUGGCCAUGAACAGUAUGAUAAAUGGAACUUUUGGAACUGAAGAAAGUGUCUCUGACAACCCCUUUAAAAAAGGACAACCUUUUGAGAUGUUCACUGUCAUCAAAUCUGAAGGAUAUCAGGUUUAUGUGAAUGGUAAAGAGCUGUACACAUUCAAGCACCGUAUACCGCUGGAAAAAGUGUCAACAUUAAAUAUCAGUGGAGAUGUUGCUGUGAAUCUUUGUGGUUUCAUGCAAAACUGGAGAGCAUGUGUAUUUCCUACAAAAGUUACAACAAAAAUCACCAAACUGGGAAGCUCACAUGGGGAACUUUCCACUGUACAAGCAGAGAUCUUGCAGCCAGUCCAAAACCCUAACCUUCCUUAUGUGGCCCCAAUUUCAGAAGGACUGAGAGAAGGCAUGGCCUUGUACAUGCAGGGAGUUGUUCCCACUAAUGCUGACCGAUUUGAAAUAAAUUUCAAGACUGGGCAGUCCAGCAGUGAUGACUUUGCUUUCCACUUCAACCCUCGAAUGGACCAGAAGGUGGCCAUGAACAGUAUGAUAAAUGGAAAUUUUGGAACUGAAGAAAGUGUCUCUGACAACCCCUUUAAAAAAGGACAACCUUUUGAGAUGUUCACUGUCAUCAAAUCUGAAGGAUAUCAGGUUUAUGUGAAUGGUAAAGAUCUGUACACAUUCAAGCACCGUAUACCACUGGAAAAAGUGUCAACAUUAAAUAUCAGUGGAGAUGUUGCUGUGAACCUUUGUGGUUUCAUGCAAAACUGGAGAGCAUGUGUAUUUCCUACAAAAGUUACAACAAAAAUCACCAAACUGGGAAGCUCACAUGGGGAACUUUCCACUGUACAAGCAGAGAUCUUGCAGCCAGUCCAAAACCCUAACCUUCCUUAUGUGGCCCCAAUUUCAGGAGGACUGAGAGAAGGCAUGGCCUUGUACAUGCAGGGAGUUGUUCCCACUAAUGCUGACCGAUUUGAAAUAAAUUUCAAGACUGGGCAGUCCAGCAGUGAUGACUUUGCUUUCCACUUCAACCCUCAAAUGGACAAGAAGGUGGCCAUGAACAGUAUGAUAAAUGGAAAUUUUGGAACUGAAGAAAGUGUCUCUGACAACCCCUUUAAAAAAGGACAACCUUUUGAGAUGUUCACUGUCAUCAAAUCUGAAGGAUAUCAGGUUUAUGUGAAUGGUAAAGAUCUGUACACAUUCAAGCACCGUAUACCUCUGGAAAAAGUGUCAACAUUAAAUAUCAGUGGAGAUGUUGCUGUGAACCUUUGUGGUUUCAUGCAAAACUGGAGAGCAUGUGUAUUUCCUACAAAAGUUACAACAAAAAUCACCAAACUGGGAAGCUCACAUGGGGAACUUUCCACUGUACAAGCAGAGAUCUUGCAGCCAGUCCAAAACCCUAACCUUCCUUAUGUGGCCCCAAUUUCAGGAGGACUGAGAGAAGGCAUGGCCUUGUACAUGAAGGGAGUUGUUCCCACUAAUGCUGACCGAUUUGAAAUAAAUUUCAAGACUGGGCAGUCCAGCAGUGAUGACUUUGCUUUCCACUUCAACCCUCGAAUGGACCAGAAGGUGGCCAUGAACAGUAUGAUAAAUGGAAAUUUUGGAACUGAAGAAAGUGUCUCUGACAACCCCUUUAAAAAAGGACAACCUUUUGAGAUGUUCACUGUCAUCAAAUCUGAAGGAUAUCAGGUUUAUGUGAAUGGUAAAGAUCUGUACACAUUCAAGCACCGUAUACCACUGGAAAAAGUGUCAACAUUAAAUAUCAGUGGAGAUGUUGCUGUGAACCUUUGUGGUUUCAUGCAAAACUGGAGAGCAUGUGUAUUUCCUACAAAAGUUACAACAAAAAUCACCAAACUGGGAAGCUCACAUGGGGAACUUUCCACUGUACAAGCAGAGAUCUUGCAGCCAGUCCAAAACCCUAACCUUCCUUAUGUGGCCCCAAUUUCAGGAGGACUGAGAGAAGGCAUGGCCUUGUACAUGAAGGAGUUGUUCCCACUAAUGCUGACCAGUAAGGAAUCAUUUCAUUGUAAAAUUUGGGAAAUUGGAUAA
This is a messenger RNA of Onychostoma macrolepis, 2049 nucleotides long. It is a transcript of the gene lgals4, whose product is annotated as galectin 4. Lineage: Eukaryota; Metazoa; Chordata; Actinopteri; Cypriniformes; Cyprinidae. Gene Ontology annotation, molecular function: carbohydrate binding. The coding region runs from base 1 to 2049 and encodes 682 amino acids. The transcript has 16 exons. The record is from RefSeq and is a predicted model, not a curated record.